GGUCGCGGCGCUCUCCGCUCGCGCACUCUCGCCGUCCAGCUUUCUCCAACGGUCGCCUCCUGCCAGCUCCGGCUGCCGUUAGCUAGCUCAUGGGAGGAGUAGCGAGUCAUUCUCACGGAUGUUUUCAUAUCUCAACAUUAUGUCACACUGUGGAGUGAUCCGCUCGGGAAAAUGAAUGCGCGUUUUCCCCGCACAAGAAGACAAACCCCGCUCUUUAAAGACCGCUUUUCCCUUUCGACCUCGGUAGCUUUUUAGCGAGUCGGUUCGUUUUUUUUUUUUUGACAAGCGAGAGUCUCACCAUCAUCUGCCCGCUGCUGCCGCUCUCUGACGGGGGGAGAGAAGGUGGGAAGGAGGGAUCGGACAAAGCCAGUCAGAUGUUUUAAAUUAUCAAGCUAUUUAUUAAUCUGUUGUCAAAGUGCCAGGGAUAGAAGAGGAGGAGGAGGAGGAAGGAGGAGGAAGGAGGAGGAGGACGGGCUAUUUUUGGAGGUUGGAGGGCGAGAGUUUGGAUCUCGCACCGAAGAGGAGGAGAGGAGGAGGAGGAGGAGGAAGGAGGAGGAAGAAGAGGAGGAGGAAGACCCGCAGAGAAGAAGAAGGGACGUAAGGGAGGAAAAUCCUGAUGCCAGUGAUGGCAAACGAGCCGAUCAUCCUAAACGUCUAUGAUAUGUACUGGAUCAAUGAGUUUACCAGCUCUCUGGGCAUUGGAGUCUUUCACUCAGGGAUCGAGAUCUAUGGAAGAGAGUUUGCCUAUGGCGGACACCCGUACCCAUUCUCAGGGAUCUUUGAGAUCACACCAGGGGACGCAACCGAACUCGGCGAGACCUUUAAAUUCAAAGAAGCCAUAGUCCUGGGCAGCACCGACUUCACGGAGGAGGAUGUGGAGCGCAUUGUGGAGGAGAUGGGGAAAGAGUACAAGGGCAAUGCCUACCACCUCAUGCACAAGAACUGCAACCACUUUUCCUCAGCACUGUCAGAGAUCCUGUGUGGCAGGGAGAUCCCUCGCUGGGUCAACCGCCUGGCCUACUUCAGCUCCUGCGUGCCAUUCCUCCAGAGCUGCCUGCCCAAAGAGUGGCUGACCCCGGCUGCCUUACAGUCCAGCGUCAGCCAGGAGCUCCACGGAGGAGGGGAGCUGGAAGAGGCAGAGGACGCCGCUGCCACGGCCUCCCUGGCAUCCAUGUCGCCCUGCUCACCAUCCUCCUCUAGCCCUUCUUCCUUGCCUCGUCAUUCCCGCCACCAGCCCCGCCGGUAAAACUAAGACUGUCAGGUGCUAGAAUACCUACAGCAGCUGAUGAGUCCGGUUACAGCCCGAAGUCCUGUCAGACUGUUCUUGAGCAAGGCACUGAACUGACUGACCUGCUCUUGGUAAGAAUGUCAGCCAAAAUCUCUGCAAUGAUCCAGAGCAGAGGAAGGGGUUUCUCCUCACAGGUGGAAGGAACUCUUGCUGCUGACAAAGGCAAGAUCAGCUUUCAUUAUUUUACCAGCCAACUCGCAGCGCAGAACGGAUGCAAGGCCAGUUGUUUUUAAGUGUUUCAUGAUUUAGGAAAAUUUACCAGUUACGUUUUAACCAGCAGUUAGUUGGUGGAUGGUGCUAAUCCCUAUUUUUUUCUUUUUGUUUGUAUUGGAAACCAGUGAGAGGGGGAUGCCAAGAGUCCAAGCUCAAGGAGUGACCUGUAAGAACCUGAUUUGGCAGAGUUAUCCAAAACUAUUCAACCAUCCAACACAUUAUCAUUCCUGAGUUUCUGCCUUUUCUUUCUGGUGAAAUACUCGAUUGUUUUAGCUGUCGAGGCUGCCGGGUUUGUUCUAAAAACACUGAUGAAGUCUCUGAAAUUUAGCAAUCUACUGCUUGCAACAUUGACUUUGCUUUUUCUCUGCAUUUCUCUAAUUUAAGCCCAUGUUGUGUAGACCCUUGUUUUCCUGCUGUAAUGUGAAUACGCCUUAAGGGGUCUAUUUAAAAAAAAUUGUAAUCCUGAACAUCUAAACAGUCUGAGCUUUUCUUGGCGAGUGUGGUGGACGUCAACGCUCGGAUGUGUCUGCAGUCUGACACCAUCUGAAGAAAAACCGUUUGUUUGUUGUCGUCAUUUUAAAUAACCACUAGCCAAGCGCUGCUAUGAUUUGGUCUGCGGCUGGUAAAUGUUCCCACUGCAGCCAGCUGUAGUUAAAAGAUGUCCUUAAUAUUUGGCUGGUAAAAUUUUGAAAGCAGCAAGUGAAGUUAGGACUCGAUAUACACUUUGCCUCAAAGCGCUGUGUGUGCAUCAGGACCUCAGCCUUUUUGUUAUUUUACUCUCACAGCGAGCUGGAUUGACUUUAAAGCCAGAACUACAAUCAGCUUCACUUUUCCUCAAACACCACACAGACACAAAUAAACAGAUCCAGCACGAGUGUCAAAAUGGGUAAAAAUCAUUUGACACACCUCGGAUGGGUUCAGUUCGAGGUCGUCUUUCAUUUCUUUGCCCCUUUUAUCCGUAGCAGCUCUUCAAACGCUACCCGCCCAUCUUUAUGGAUCAACCAACCAUGAUUUGAGGAAAGCAGAUUUUCUUAAAUGUAUCGCCAAUAAUUUAAUAUUGUUAAUUUAGUCUAAAUAAAUGAAGAAUUAGGUUGCAGGGCAGGCAGUGACUUACAGGUUAGAGAAGACUUUUACUUACCAGAAGGUUCUGGUUCUUUUUCUCAGUAGCUAACUGCCAAGGUGCCUUUUGAGCAAGGUACUUAACCCACGUGUGUUCCAGUGGCCAGCAGUAGAAGACUGUGGUCGUACUGGACCUGCUCCCAGUUAGUCAGCGUGUUCGUAUUUGUUAUCGUAAAAAAAAGCGAAAUGUUUUGUCUUGACCCGAGCGAUUCAUGGUUAAAAGUUUACGUGAAGGGACGUGAUGUCAGCCCGUUAUAGUUUGUAAUCUACAUAAAUAUCUGAAGAAGACGUUGAAAGAGGAAGAGCGAAGUGAAAGCUGCACUCCUGACUUUCCUCACAUCUGUAUCCAGCUAAGGAUGAAGCACAUCGAACAGUUUGAACUUUAGGAGAUUAUACUUUGAUGAAAAUCACUAAUUAAAGUUUGUAAACGGCGUAAUCAUCUUUUAAAAAUGUGCAAAGCAUCAUUUUACGCUUUUUACAAAAAGAUGCUGCUUUUCCCAAACGAUGAGCACCUCAUUUGAAAAACAUGCUGUCAACAACAACAACAACAACAACACGUAAGCAACACGGAUGCUGCUGCGUGACGCGUACUGUCCUGAACAAGACCUAUGGAUGUUUGAAACAUAUUUCUUAAUCAAGUUUGCCUGUGUUGCUGGAAGUUUGUAGGAAAAUGUUGUCUGAAACCUUUUCUUUUCUUUUUUUAAACAUAUUUCUAUGAUAUAUAUAUGGACUCUGGCCUUUUUUGUCUGUUUUGUUUAUGCUUGACAAACUCAGGACUCCGAAAGGCUUUGUAAUAUAAUCCUAUGAACUUUUUUUAUCCCACAUUUUACGUUAGUUAUUGCGUUAAUGUUGCUUUUUUCUAAUGCAGUAGUCACUCCAUAGAGCCUUUCAAGAACGCACUGUGGCAGUGCGGUUUUAUAAACUCUGAUGAAAAAAAAAGAGCUUUUGUUUACAAUGUUUGUAUGUGAGCCUCUUUUGUUUUCUCCCCCCCUGUCUGUGCACGAAUGCGUGAGUGUGUGCGCACACGCUCGUAUUAUUAUAAAUGGUUAGUAUCAACAAGCUACCAACUGGGCCAAAUUUCCUUACAUCACACACACACACACAGAUACUCUGCAAAAGAGAUCCAUCAUGACAAAUGUAGCAGUGUUUCCAAUGUGUUUUUGGAUUUAAACUUUAUUUUCCACAAACUCAGUUUUCAGAUUUAUCUACUGGUAAAAAGUUUAUCUUCAGGACCUUUUUCUGUUUUUUAACAAACAACACAGAAGCAGUGUUAAAAACAAGACACGCAAUGACAUUUCUCAUGAAACCAGCAUACUGUAUUCAUGUGACUUUUUUUUGGAGUGAAAGGUUUCAACUCUGUGUAUUACGAUGUUCAUUUUAAUUUUUUUUAUGUUUUAGUAAGUCUGAAUAAGGAAAAAGUGAACUUUAUUUUUAAUGCACAGACAGACUGACACAUGUACCGCUCAUGUCGGCGCCCUCUGCUGACUGUUAUUCGAACUGUGGUUCUACAAACAGACGCUGAGGUUUCCCUUCAUCUUCAUAGCUCGGGAUAGUUUUCUGCCAGUGAUUAUUUCUGUCGCGCAUUUAUUAUCCACCAGAUAAAUUGGAUUCACCAAAUGUAGCCUUCCAUUUGAAAGAAAAUAUUACUUUAUGUUCAUAUAUCGACAUUUAACUUUAAAGAGGAACACAAAUCUCCAUCACUGAGGCCAAAGAUAGCUGUAACUUCACCAGUCUUCAGUUGAGUUGUCGUCACACGUGUCCAACAUUAAACCCUCAUUCUUUGAGUGAUUGUAGUGAUUUCAUUGUAAGAGUAAACGAUUAUUUGUGGGACACUCGUGUGAGCUAUGAAUGUAGAUAUGGGAAACCUCAGCCAUACAUACCUGGAAAAAAAAACUGACUUCAGCUGUUUUUUUUACAGUGAACUUUCACAGAGCCUUCAGAGGAGACGAACCGAUUUGUACCCUGUUGUAAAGUUAUUAAAGAAAGGUAUACAUCUGUUUGUCCUGUUCUGUGUCGUGACUGUUCUACAUUUAGUCCCAUGAU
Messenger RNA from Larimichthys crocea (large yellow croaker), 4663 nucleotides. RefSeq names its product deubiquitinase DESI2. Gene Ontology annotation, biological process: protein deubiquitination. The record is from RefSeq and is a predicted model, not a curated record. NCBI's taxonomy places the organism in Eukaryota, Metazoa, Chordata, Actinopteri, Sciaenidae. Bases 617 to 1246 code for a protein of 209 amino acids. Gene Ontology annotation, molecular function: deubiquitinase activity. The transcript is spliced from 5 exons.